GGGAAGAAAAACGUCAGAUAGAGAAGUAAAGUCAACAUAGAAAAAAAGGAAGGACAUUGACUCAGCAGUUGCAGUCUGAGGGGACAAGAGGAAGAGGAAAGCUCAGUGUGCAAGUGUGUGCUGAGUUUUACAUUUUGUUGUUUUUCUCCUGCCGUGCAAUCUACUCCAUGGAGGACACACAGGUGGCCAGGACCAUAGAGUUGAAUGAUGGCACACGAAUGCCAAUUUUGGGUCUGGGGACAUGGAAGUCCUCACAUCUUCCCCGCACCUCGGUCCAGGGUGCAGUGGAGACUGCCAUUGCGGCCGGCUAUCGCCAUAUAGACACUGCUCUCUGCUACAAAAAUGAAGUUGAUAUUGGCAAGGCUCUGCGCUCCAAAAUAGAGCAAGGCAUCAUCAGGCGCCAGGACAUGUUCAUCGUCAGUAAGCUGUGGUCUACCUUCCAUGCCCCAGAGGACAUCCCUGUGUGUCUGAAUAAGUCCCUGAAUGAUCUCCAGCUGGACUACCUGGAUCUUUACCUUGUGCAUUUUCCUGUUGGCCUACAGAAAAUUGGUGAUGAGUUUUUCCCGAAGAAGGAUGGAAAGAUUCUGACCUCUGACAUAGACUAUGUAGAUGUAUGGAGGGGAAUGGAAGCCCUGCAGGCCUCAGGGAAAGUGAAGAGUAUUGGUGUGUCCAACUUCAGCAUCCUGCAGCUGGAGAGAGUCCUUGCUCUGUGCAGGGUGCCCCCUGCUGUCAAUCAGAUCGAGCUACAUCCCUACCUGGUGCAGACAGACAUGAUAGAGUUCUGUAAAUCCAAGAACGUCGCUUUAACUGCCUACAGUCCCUUCGGCUCACCUGCCAGACCCCCAGAGCUGCUCAGAGGAGACACAGAUCCACAUAAGCUCCUGGAGGACCCAGUCGUAACAGACAUAGCCAAGAAGCACAGACGCACCACUGCACAGGUAUUACUGAGGUACCAUGUGCAGCAGGGUAUUUCAGUCAUCCCUAAGAGCGACAAGCCUCAUCACAUCCUUGAAAACACAAAGAUCUUUGACUUCAGUCUGACUGAAGAAGACAUGACAGCACUGAGAGGACUAAACCGAGGCUGGAGGACUUUGGCCCUUGACGAGACCAAGUCUCAUCCAUACUACCCGUUUGAAUAAGGCUGCCAGGAGACAAAAGAGACAGCGAACUGGAUCUUCUGAUCAACAUCAACAAGACAAAGAGUAGCUAAGUGCAGUCUACCUACAGUAUCACCUGCUGUAAUUCAUCAGUGCCUUCUUUACAUGAUAAUAAUGAUGAUGUGAAAGUGAAGACAAAUCUAAGGACAAUUCAGUUUCUCAAUGUUAUGAAUGUGACAAAGAUCAGGGCACUGAUAAGCUCUGAGAAAUGAGAUGCUAAAUUUUAUGUUUUCAUUUUAUGAAUAAAAUACUGUACAUUUGUGUUUACACAAAUCAUUUUUAAUUAAAGUCAGUAUGACAGGUUAAGACUUACAAAUUAAUUAUAAAUUAAAUUACAACACACUGAGCACAUUAUUUUUUAUUACAUACACUUUCAGUAUAUGUGUGUUAAGGUUGGCAUUGCUGGGUGCACCUUCAAAAAGCAUGAAGCUCUUUCGCUGCAACAAUUUGUGCUUUGGUGUCUAACAGAGAACAGACAAGCCUUUUCAGUCUGUAGAUCACUUUAAGUCUGUCCUUAUAAUUAUUAAAUAACAAACAAACAAAGCAUUUAAUUAAUGUACUAAAGAGGCAGUGGUUACAAUGUCUGUUGUAGACACUGUCAGUUCCACAACUUUUGGUCACCUAAAGCAGAUGGAGCUUGGAGCUGGAAUGAGGAUGAGGAGGCACGUCGCUCAUUUUUAUGGUAAUGUGUUCCACCUCAAUGGUCACCUGAUCCGAUACCUGGCAGUGGAAGUGUGCCUGUACAGUGCUAAUGCUCAGGCAUUUGUUACUCAACUAUAGGUCUUGUAGGAGAUGCUCCACAAAUAAAAGCACAACAAAUUCUUUCUUCCAGCCCAUUGCCCUAACUAAACAGUGUUGUGGGUUUGGCACUGGUCUGAGAACCAGUAGACAAAAACAGCUUAGUAACGGACCCAAGUAUAAAAGAACAAAUAAAACAAACUAUAGACGAAUACUUCACAAUUAAUGAUAAUGGAUCAGUAUCCCCCUCAACUCUUUGGGAUGGGGUGAAGGCAGUGCUGAGAGGGAAGUGUAUUGAAAUUGCUGUCAAACUAAACAAACAGAGAAUGGAAAGGGAAAAACAGUUGGAAAGCGAUAUAAAAAGACUAGGACAUGAACACAAAGUGACCAGAGAUGAAAGUGUAUUGAAGCAAUUACAAGACUGUAGAACUUCCCUGGAUGAACUCCUCACACGAAAAGCUGAGGGAGCGCUUCAAUACACAAGCCAAAGCUGAGGCAUUUCAAAUUUUUUAUAAAAAGC
Epinephelus fuscoguttatus (brown-marbled grouper) is the source of this 2415-nucleotide messenger RNA. RefSeq lists its product as uncharacterized. The record is from RefSeq and is a predicted model, not a curated record. Gene Ontology annotation, molecular function: aldose reductase (NADPH) activity. The transcript has 10 exons. Bases 168 to 1139 code for a protein of 323 amino acids. Lineage: Eukaryota; Metazoa; Chordata; Actinopteri; Perciformes; Serranidae. Gene Ontology annotation, cellular component: cytosol.